GGGAGGGACUAACGUUUGUCAGUUCGUUCCUCUGCUAUCUAUUUACUUGAACAUACUGCAGCAAGGUUUGAAGAGGCAAAACGAAGAAAUUACGGAAAACAAUUUUGACACAUAACCCUCGGAAGAGCCAUGGCAGCUAUCCGGAAGAAGCUGGUGAUCGUGGGAGAUGGAGCUUGCGGGAAGACCUGUCUGCUUAUCGUCUUCAGCAAGGACCAGUUCCCCGAAGUGUAUGUUCCCACCGUAUUCGAAAACUACAUAGCUGACAUUGAAGUGGAUGGCAAACAGGUGGAGUUGGCCCUUUGGGAUACAGCUGGUCAGGAGGACUAUGAUAGGUUGAGGCCGCUGUCCUACCCUGACACAGAUGUCAUCCUUAUGUGUUUCUCCAUAGACAGCCCAGACAGUUUAGAAAAUAUUCCGGAGAAAUGGACGCCAGAAGUGAAGCAUUUCUGCCCCAAUGUUCCCAUCAUCCUGGUUGGGAAUAAGAAGGACCUUAGGAAUGACGAGCAUACUCGGAGGGAGCUGGCUAAGAUGAAGCAGGAACCAGUCAAACCAGAGGAGGGUCGGGACAUGGCCAACCGUAUCAGCGCCUUCGGCUACUUGGAGUGUUCGGCCAAGACUAAGGAGGGCGUGAGAGAAGUAUUUGAGAUGGCCACCAGGGCAGCCCUGCAAGUCCGCAAGCGCAAGAAGAGGAGUGGCUGCACGCUCUUAUGAGCACCUGAACGAAACGAAACAAACGAAACCUGCCAACAACUGAUACAGCCGCCCCCCCAAGAGGAGUAACCUUUACCAAACGAACAUCAUCUUUGUACUGUACAAUGCAUUUCACGCAAAGCAAAAUGUGGGCAAAAGAGAGACUGACAAAACAUGUUUAUAGCAAAAAAACAAAUCAGCUGUUCUUUUCUGGGUUUUUUUCAUUCUUUUGAUCUUUCUUUCUUUCCAUUCCUUUUUUCUGGACAAUGUCUGUUCUGCCGUGUUUGUUUUAUUCUCACGUUGUUUUCUUUUUGUUUUCCACCAGCAUAUCUUCCUAUUUGUAUGGGAGAAAGAUUCAUUUUGUAUGUAUGUGUGCAUAUAUUUUGGUCUCUCUUCUUCCUUUCCAUUCCAGGUUGUAUUGCUUCUUUAUACAUUGUUUACUCGUAUGGGUUGAAGGCUGAUAGGACUCAUCCCAUGCAUCUGAAAGCUAUAUCAAGAAUACAUUUAAUAUUCAUUCAAACUGUCUGGCCCUGUCUUUGUUACUCAUAUUAGUCUACUGCUCGCUGAUGGUGGGUUUCAGCUCAGUGACUCUGAGCUUCCGCCGAAAUGCGGUUAACCGGCAUUACUAACUGAAUCAGCUCAUUCAAGCUGUCAGUCAGGGUUUGCUCUCCUCCUUAACCUUCUGUCCCUUACGGCAGGAUGAUGUAGCUCUCUGCCCCUACCAGUGUCUGUAUUGUGGAGAAAAUGUGGCUUAUUGCUCCAAACACAGUUAGGCCUGUCAUAUCGGCUCUCUCGGCCAGGCCAAUCAGUCAGCUGCUCGGCCUGCCUGAAGUAGCACAUUUUAGUCUUUAAGCACUGUAAAUCUAACUCUAUGCUCCGCUACCUCCUUUACCCAGUGCCUCUUUGCCAUGUACGCUUUAGCAACCAUUCAGGCUGAAUCCUUUGUUCUCCGGGGCAGCACAAGCACAUCCUGCGAAUGAAAUGACUGAAAAGUGGUGAGAGAUUCCAAGCGUUGUAUUUGAAGGAAGUGACCUGGGAACAGUUUCUUUUGAAAUUGGCCAUGAUGCCCUUCCCUAAGGCUUCCAUUGACCUUACAUGGUCUAAUGUGUAAGCACUGUCGCUAAAGGAUGUAGCCUGUUAUAAACCAAUACAAGCUGUGAGCAUCAUUCUGAGGCUCGUUCUGCAGAGCACUGACCUUCCUUGCCAAACUGUUUGUCCUCUGCAAUGCGGUUCACAGUGCAAAUGAACCUCCAGCCUUGUUCACCAUAACUCUCAUGAUCAGUUGAAUCAUUGAACAGUCAAAACAACAGCUUAAUUAAAAAUUGUGAGGUUUUGGGUAACUAGCGUCCAAUAAGAAUUGUGCUACCAUUAUUAGGGUCCAAUCAGAACAGAGCAUGUCCUCUCAUUCUUGACAUUCAUCAAGUUUUGAAUGAGUUUGUGAAUAGUUUGACUUUUCUCAAUAGUCACCCUUAUGGCUACAGUCCUGAUAGGUUGGUAUGAGUUGAAUUUAAGAUUUCAUCCAAUGAAUGGUUCCAUAUUCGGCAUGCAUCAGACAUAUCAUUGCAUAGCCUGCCAUAACCUUCCAGCAUCGCUGAUCCUAAUAGCAGGCAGCACAGAAAAAAAGUGGAGCUGUUAUAGGUGGAUUACUUAAAAUGCACCCAUCUAAUCUGAGCAGUCAAUAGCCUUAGUGCUUCCUUGGCUUUUCUUUUCAUCAGCAGUCUUCCAUGUAGCCUCUAUCUCUUGCUUAAAGCAUCUGCUGUGUGCUGUCUACAUGUUGCUUCAAAUACAAACAGGCAAACGUCCUAUAGGCAGGGACACCUCUUUACUAAAAUACUAGUCUGAUUAAAAAAAAAAAUCAGAUGGUUAUACAUGCUUAUUGCGUACAGCUUUAUAAUGACUUAAACAUCUGUUUUUGAGAUUAAUGUGCUAUCUUAAACUUAGUGAUGAAGAUUUGGUUUGGUGCUUCAACAAUGAAUUAAAAAAAAAAAAAA
Messenger RNA from Chanos chanos (milkfish), 2681 nucleotides. RefSeq names its product ras homolog family member Cb (gene rhocb). The transcript has 5 exons. Lineage: Eukaryota; Metazoa; Chordata; Actinopteri; Gonorynchiformes; Chanidae. Gene Ontology annotation, molecular function: GTP binding; GTPase activity. The record is from RefSeq and is a predicted model, not a curated record. Gene Ontology annotation, biological process: small GTPase-mediated signal transduction. Bases 130 to 711 code for a protein of 193 amino acids.